This is a messenger RNA of Trichoderma virens Gv29-8, 1308 nucleotides long. RefSeq lists its product as uncharacterized. Lineage: Eukaryota; Fungi; Ascomycota; Sordariomycetes; Hypocreales; Hypocreaceae. Gene Ontology annotation, biological process: regulation of DNA-templated transcription. Gene Ontology annotation, molecular function: DNA-binding transcription factor activity, RNA polymerase II-specific; zinc ion binding. The record is from RefSeq and is a predicted model, not a curated record. The transcript has a single exon. Bases 1 to 1308 code for a protein of 435 amino acids.
AUGGAUCUCUUAAUCAGCAGAGAGGCCAAUGCCAAUCCCGACUCUAAUCCCGAACAGCGCCGAAGAGCGUGUAUCCCUUGCUCGAGUUCAAAGCGCCGCUGCGAUAUGGCCCGCCCGUCGUGCAAUCGAUGCUUAGAUAAACAGCUUCCAUGCCGAUACUCUUCAAGCCGCCUCUACGCGCGGAGAGGCGUCAAGCCAAAGACGGGCGGAAUUACGGAGCCGGAAGCCUCUCUAAACUCUCCGUUCUCCGCCUUGCUUGAGAGUGGUGACGAUGACGGCGAGGAAAGCAAUUGCAGCGGCGGAAACUAUCAUAGGAGUGCUGGUACUCAUAGUAGUACUGCCAAUACGCCGUAUGCCACUGCGUGGUUUCUCCAAGUCGAGCACUGGGUCAUCCAUCACGGUGACAGAAACGCAAUUAAACCUCCCAACAUCCGCAGCUCAGCUGUGCAGCAGUACAUUUGCUGUGUGAGACAAUGGCUUCGGCAGUGGAUUGAGUGUGGCCACUGCCCUGUGAUACACAAAUCACUGUUUGCCGACACCAAGAUGCCGUCAUGCCUUCAAGAUGCAUAUGCCGCUCUGGCCGUGUACAGCUUCAAGAAUGAACACAACGAGGACACGGUGAUGCAGCACAUCGAAGACAAAGCCAAUUCACUGUUAGAAGAGAAUUCUGUCCAUCAAGCUCUUCUUCUCGAUCCCUUUGCCUCCGCAUCUCCUCUCACCACUGUUCAACACCUUGCCAGAGUUCUCUCCUUGUUCGUAUACCAGUUCAUCCGUCUCUAUGACGGCAAUAUCCGUCAACGAGCCCAGGCCGAAAAGAACAUGCCCCUGCUAAAAUCCUGGACCUGCCAGCUCUGGAGUUCGGUCAGCAUCGACGUCACCGUGCAAAACACAUUCGGCGGCGAUUAUCUCGUCACCCAGCGUGAUGCCGAUGCAACCGUCAAGCUGUGGCGCAUCUGGAUCCUGAUGGAGAACGUGCGCCGCGUCUGGAAGGUGAGCACAUACAUGAGGUGCAUCUACUUUGUAUCUCGAGACGGAGCCGCUGCUUGCGAGGGGACCAUUGAUUUCACAGCUCGACGGGGGCUCUGGGAUGCGCCCUCCGCUACGACAUGGAGACACUUGCUGGAGCGAAAGGAUCCUUUGUUUACUGUGCCGUUUAUGUCUUCUCGGCUGUUUGACACGACGACUCCGCAGGAUAUUGAUGUCUUUGGGCUGGCUACUAUGACUCUCACGGUGGAUUCGGACAAGAUGGACUCGUGGGUCGCGAGUUCAUCGGAUAUGCAUUUAGAGGCGUUGCUAAUGACGGCAUGA